AUGAGGACUGUGCUGCUGAGAGGGACAUUAGCACGUUCAGUGGCAGCUCUCUGCAGGCUGGAGCUUUUGAUAGGAGAAGUGGUCACAGAACUGGGCUCGUUCCCUUAUCCAAGGGAAUCCUGGAGUGAUAGAGACCAGGUGCAAGGAACAAAAGCCUUUCAGUGUGGCAAUGGGUUGUCCUUGCCUCCUGACAAUGUGUGUGACUUCACAGAUCAGUGUGGGGACAAGAGCGAUGAACAGCAAUGCUCCAGUUAUGAAAGAUGUGAUUUUGAAAAUGGGCUCUGUAGUAUGACACAAGAUCAGAGUCUGCAACUUGGUUGGACAAAGAGAAAUGGGAUGACUGGUCUCUCACCUCCAUUUUAUGAUCACAACGGUGAUAUGUCUGCCCACUUCCUCUCACUGGUCUCUAAAGUGGGUUCUACUUCCUCAGACUUAAGAAGCAGAGUUUUUCUUCCGACGAAUAACCAACAUGCUUGUCAGAUUGCAUUUUAUUGCUUCUCCAGCCAAGUGAGUGGCAAAUUAAUGGCUGGCCUUCAAACCACAUGUGGUGGACCCAUUCAGCAUUUAUGGCAAAACACAGCUGGGCUCCAGAAUCAGUGGGAGAGAAAUGUCAUGAACGUCCAGAGCAACCAGAAAUUUCAGGUUGUUUUUCAAGGUCAAAUAAUUUCAACUCCUGAACAGGAUGAAGUCAUAGCUAUUGAUGAUAUAUCUUUCAGUUCAGGCUGCUUGCCUGCAAAUGAUGAAAUUUUACCAUGUCCAGAAACAUUGAAUACGGAGCAGGAAUCGUGCCAUCUAGAUACAAGUCUCUGCAGUUCUAAUUCUACAGAUGAAGGAUUGAGGUUGUAUCAAGUCUGUGGAUUUGAAUUUGACAUGUGUGACUGGGUGUCAGAAACAUCUGCUGGGCAAAUUUCUUGGAUGCGCACAAAAGCAAGAGAAGUUCCCGCGUUACAAUCUAUACUCCAGCAGAAUCAAAGUAGUGAUGAAGGUUAUUUUAUAUGGGUAGGAGCUAAGGAUGCUUCUACUCUUAACUAUGUAGACAGCAGGGCUUAUUUAAAUAGCUCUGUGUGUCACUGCCUGGGCAAGAGCUGCCAUCUUCAAUUCUAUUAUUCCAUGGAAAACAGUGUUCUGAGAGUAGGACUAUACAAUAAUAAGGUGAGAAGAAACUUACAUUUAUUUCAAAUUCAUUAA
Messenger RNA from Odobenus rosmarus divergens (Pacific walrus), 1188 nucleotides. RefSeq names its product MAM and LDL-receptor class A domain-containing protein C10orf112-like (gene MALRD1). The coding region runs from base 1 to 1188 and encodes 395 amino acids. Gene Ontology annotation, molecular function: protein binding. The record is from RefSeq and is a predicted model, not a curated record. NCBI's taxonomy places the organism in Eukaryota, Metazoa, Chordata, Mammalia, Carnivora, Odobenidae. Gene Ontology annotation, cellular component: membrane. The transcript has 9 exons.